UUACUAGCUGCGGUGCUUCCGUUACUCGCCAUAUGUUCGGCCAGCACCUCAACCGAUUUGAGCUCGUCUCUAUGGGACGUCAUCCCAGAUUGUGCCAAGAUAUGUGUAGAAAACUUCGCCAACGCAGAGUACACCUCCGCAGAAUGUAGCACUAUAUCGGACAUGAGAUGCUUAUGCCGAACAAAAACACCCAGUGGACUUACAAUUGGAGAGGCGGCGUUAAGUUGUGUUUAUGCUCUGUGUUCGAAGACGAUAAUCCAAAGUUCUUCCGCCGCGGACGCUUACAGAGUUUGCGACUCAGUGUCUGAUGCUGUGUCUGAGACACAUAAGACAAUCACGGCAACGACCUUUCCUAGUGUCUCGUCUACCUCCACGACCGAAAUAACGACAACUGAGGUCACUGCAACGACUACUACUACUUCUGAUACGACUCCAGAAACUACUACACAAUCGAAUAGCUCUACGAUUUCUAGCGACUCUGCGAUCACUGUGUACCAUCCAAGCUCGACUGGAACUGGUGCAGCGCCCACAAUUGCCAGCACUGAAACCUCUUUGACAUCAACCAGUUCUUCAUCUCCACCCAGUAGUCCGGCUGCCUCAGGUGAGAACAAAGAUCACCAUGUCAGCGCUGGUACUGUGAUCGGAGUCUCUGUCGUGUCAGGUGUGGCAGGUUCCUUUAUCAUUGGAGUUGCUGUGUUCUACCUCUGCAAGAGAUGGCGACGAAACAAUCAGGUUGAAGACCCAGAUUCGGACUUUGAGAUUGGGGGUGCCAUGGCUGAGCCCCCCUGGUUUUUCCCGCGAUUCAUCACCGGACCGAGUCCAGGUUCGGGCUCGACUUCAUUCGCUGCUUUAGACCAUCAACCGGAAAUGUCUCAGUCAUCACGCACUUUGCAACCAGGAUCUCAACGCCCUCCAAGAUUGGUUACACCUGAGAAUGAUCAGCUUCCCCUGGAUCCUCGGGGACGAGCACGUAUAGGACUGGCCGCGAGCUCUGAUUCAGAGUGGGGAGGCUCACCUCGGACAAUAUCAUCGCAAGCCACUCUUUCAGAGCCUUUUCAAAAUCAUGGAGCUGGAUUGUACCCCAAACCACUUAGAUGGACCCAUACCCAUCGUCCUAUCAGUGGGGAAACACUCUUUGAAGAAGAUGAACACCAACAGGGCAUCAUGGGGAGGAUGCAGAAUGCAACUUCAAGGACAGGGCUUCCUUUACCGGCGAAUCCUCGUGCGUUUAAGGACGGGCUCCCAGCACAGCAGUUCCCCCAUGCUCCCGGCCAACAAAGACGAGACCAUGGCCGAAAUCUUACGCCGAGUCUCACCACCAGGGGUUUGACAUUGCCAUUUUCUGGGCCCGCAUCUCACAGAUCAGACGCAUCAAGCAGCACCGGUACACAGAUAAAUAGCUCGGGCGGCUUAUCAUCUGAAAACUCAUCCAGCAACUCUCUCACAACACCUUUUGCAGCCGCCCAAGACCCCAGACUAUGCGGUGCUCACAGUCAACGCCAUGAUAAUACGAGAAAUCCACCGUACACGCUAGGACCACCCGCUGAGAUAGUAUCCCGGCCACGAAUCGUCCGUGGCGACGAUAUCAAACGCGUCCAAAUCCGCAGCAGCCCACGUCCACCCAGCCAGGCAGGAGCGCCAUGGGGCCCGGACGACCUCUGGCUCGAACGGGGUCGUGGACGAGACAUGCCUGCCUCCUCCGAGGUUCCAUAUCCCUCAGAGAUCAAUCCCGGCGCUGUUGGAUAUCCAUCGAGUCCGAAGAAAAGACCCGAGGACAAGCCAAAAAGAGUGUCACCGACGAGUCCUAAUUUGACGCCUUCAAGGCGGAGCCAGAAUCUAAUUCUGCAUGUUGACUGA
Molecule: messenger RNA, 1857 nt
Organism: Penicillium maclennaniae
Lineage: Eukaryota; Fungi; Ascomycota; Eurotiomycetes; Eurotiales; Aspergillaceae
Exons: 2
Source: RefSeq, a predicted model, not a curated record